Molecule: messenger RNA, 804 nt
Organism: Anarrhichthys ocellatus (wolf-eel)
Lineage: Eukaryota; Metazoa; Chordata; Actinopteri; Perciformes; Anarhichadidae
Product: high choriolytic enzyme 1-like
Exons: 1
Coding region: 1-804 (267 amino acids)
Biological process (GO): proteolysis
Molecular function (GO): zinc ion binding; metalloendopeptidase activity
Source: RefSeq, a predicted model, not a curated record
AUGAAUAUGACUCCCUCUGCCAACCUGCUGCUGCUCCUGUUCGGCCUCUCUCAGGCCUAUCCUAUAAUGGAGGAAGGAAGCGGAGCAGAGGCCCAAGUGGACGAAGAUGACACCGUCGACAUCAGCACCAGGAUUCUGACCUCCAACAACGGCACCAAUGAGAUUCUGUUGGAAGGAGACCUGUUGGCUCCCAGUACCAGAAACGCCAUGACGUGCUGGUCCCAGAAGUGCCUGUGGAAGAAAGCCUCCAACGGCCUGGUGACGAUUCCCUUUACCAUAAACAGUCAGUUCACCAGCAGGGAGAGGCAAUCGAUCGACCGCGCUAUGAAGGCCUACCACAGCAGCACCUGCCUCCGCUUUGUCCCCCGUCGGAACGAGAAUGACUACAUCAGCGUUGAGAACAAAGCCGGAUGCUUCUCCUCUCUGGGCAGAACGGGAGGCAGACAGGUGCUCUCUCUCAACAGGCAGGGCUGCGUCUACUACGGCAUCAUCCAGCACGAGAUCAACCACGCUCUGGGCUUCCAGCACGAGCAGACCAGGAGCGAUCGCGACAACUACGUCCGGAUCAACUGGGAGAACAUCAACCCGCAGAUGGCCUACAACUUCCACAAGCAGGACACCAACAACCUGAACAGUCCCUACGACUACUCCUCCAUUAUGCACUAUGGAAAAACAGCCUUCUCCAUCCAGCAUGGGAAGGACUCCAUCACUCCCAUCCCCAACCCAAAUGCCCAGAUCGGCCAGAGGAAAGGCAUGUCCCACUGGGACGUCAAGAGGAUCAACCUGCUUUAUGGGUGCCAAUAA